Messenger RNA from Quercus robur (English oak), 411 nucleotides. RefSeq lists its product as uncharacterized. Bases 1 to 411 code for a protein of 136 amino acids. The transcript has a single exon. Gene Ontology annotation, molecular function: nucleic acid binding; RNA-DNA hybrid ribonuclease activity. The record is from RefSeq and is a predicted model, not a curated record. Lineage: Eukaryota; Viridiplantae; Streptophyta; Magnoliopsida; Fagales; Fagaceae.
AUGGGUUUUAGUAGGAGUAUUGGCAUGACCAGCAGCUUUGCCGCUAAGCUAUGGGGUUUAAGGGAGGGUCUUCUUUUAUGCAGCAACCUUAACAUUAAUGCUUUUGAAGUUGAACUUGAUGCCAAGGCUAUUGUGGAUGCUUUGGAUAAUCCUUCUUAUGUGAAUAAUGUCAUAUCGCCUCUGUUGGAUGAUUGCAAACUUUUGAUUUCGCACAUUCCGCAGGUUUGUAUUCAUCAUUGCUUCCAGCAGGCAAAUAGGUGUGCGAAUAGUCUUGCUAGAUUAAGCUAUUGUCUAGAUGCUGAUUUUUCUACCUUUGAUAGUCCGCUUGUGGACCUUUUAGAUGUUUUUGAGGAUGACCUCAAUGGGGUGUUUUGUAAUAGAAUCUGUUUUGAUUGUAUUGUUGCUGCUUAG